This is a messenger RNA of Orbicella faveolata, 827 nucleotides long. RefSeq lists its product as uncharacterized. NCBI's taxonomy places the organism in Eukaryota, Metazoa, Cnidaria, Anthozoa, Scleractinia, Merulinidae. The record is from RefSeq and is a predicted model, not a curated record.
AUCUGUGGCUGAACAUUGUGCCUGAGAGAAACCCAACAGCCGUGAUGUCCAUGCUUCAGCUUGCGAGCUCAAUUGUCGCCAUUCUGUUAUCUAUAGCAGUCAUAUCUGCAAAUCAAGGACUUCACCUAAAGAGUCAUUCCGAGGCCCAAGUCGAAGGAUGCUACAUCCACAAUGAAACCAUGGGUGUUUGCUUCGAUAUUGGCAAACGCCACAUGAAGUUACUGAAGACAACCGGGGAACAAAUUUUGCUUUACCGAGAACUUGGCCCUGACAUGUUGUUCUACCAAGUGUUGGAUCAGGCUUUUAUUGGUUGGAAGUGGUUUUGUGGUGACUGCUGCUGGCAUCGCGGCUGUUACGAGCACGACCUGUGUUGUAGGGAAAGGCCUUACAGCUCUUUCUGCCUGGUACCAGUUGGCUUCAGAUGUUCGCGAUUUAGAGAUUUUAAGAAGUGUAUCAGCUCUUAGUGGUGAUACAGGAGGUUAGGUGAUGGAGAAAUGCGGGGAUCGAACAAAUAAUUUAAAAGUGAGGGAAACUGAAUAAACUGUAGAUUUGACCAAGCAACUUUAUUUGUCCUAGAACGCUCAACUACAUCCGUCAAGUAGCUUCCUCAAGAUAUGUUUCAAUCUGAAGAAUUUUGUGAUUUACCUACGUACCUUUGACAAGCGAAUAGCCUUGCUGGCCAAAGCCGUUUUUAAGAUUGUAUUAUUUGUCAGAAUAGAGCUUCCUCGAUCGAAGGCUCUGCGCCUUAGAGGGCUUUUCAUUUUGCGUGUAUUUUUUUUGUGUGUGAGAUGUUUGCUCAACUCUAGGAAGUUGUGGCGUGAUUUAAU